CACUUAAGGGUCUGCUCUAUGCAGGAAGUGCUUCAGUGAUUCAUAUUCGUUUUACAGCAGAAGCUGCGGCUUUUUUUCUUCCACGUCCUUCCUAGCACGUAAGAUGGAACCGAGAACAGUACUCAGCGUUUUGACGCUUCUAGUCUUAGUAACAUUUCCUGCUGUGGAAUGCGCAAAAGGAAAAAGAGGACCAAAACUAACAGCUAAGGUGUUCUUUGACAUCCAGGUGGGAGAGUACGAGGUUGGCAGAAUAGUUAUUGGGCUGUUUGGGGAAGUUGUGCCAAAGACAGUGAACAACUUUAUUACCCUUGCAACUGGUGAGAAAGGAUACGGCUACAAAGGAAGUAAAUUUCAUCGGGUGAUCAAGGACUUCAUGAUCCAAGGAGGAGAUUUUACUGCUGGAGAUGGAACUGGAGGCAUGAGCAUCUAUGGAGUGACAUUUCCAGAUGAGAACUUCAAGCUGAAGCACUUGGGAGCAGGGUGGGUCAGCAUGGCCAAUGCAGGCCCAGAUACCAAUGGUUCCCAGUUCUUCAUCACCUCAGCAAAAGCACCCUGGUUGGAUGGCAAGCACGUUGUGUUUGGGAAGGUCCUUGAAGGAAUGUCUGUGAUUCACACAAUAGAACUUCAAGACACAAACGAUAGAAAUCAACCCCUCCAGGACUGUGUGAUUUUUAACAGUGGUAAGAUAGACGUGAAAGAACCAUUUGUGAUAGAAUUGGAAGGCUGGUAAAAAGUAAUAAUAGUAAUAAUAAUAAUAAUAAUAAUAAUAAUAAUAAUAAUAACAACAACAACAACGUGUGGAAUUCUGCAUGAUCAAAAGUAUAGCUUCACAAACCAGUAAUAUGUUAAGAUGUAUCAAUAUGUUCAGGACAUUGGUCAAGUUAAAUAAUGUAUUGAUCAUACAACUUAGAUAAAAGGGCUCACAUAUCUGACACUGAAUCCAGUGCUCUUGGUCUGGUACAGGUAUUUUGUUGUGCGACUCAGUUCUCCUCAGUAUUUUAUGCAAUAACACUGCAAUAAAUAAAUGUUGCACUGUUUGUUCUUUCUACACUAGCCAGGUAUAUUAACCUAGUGACUAACCUGUUCAGUAGUAAUAACUUCAAUAAAAGGCAAUAACUCAAAGUGACUGAUUUGGUGUGGAACUGUGGUAGCAUGGAUAGAAUUAUGAAUAUUGUAUUUAAUAUAAAAUACUUAAAACUACUAAAUUCUACCAGGAAAACCAGUGCAAUAUUUUCAGGUGUGUUUGAUCAAGUAAACAGGAAUUAUUAUUUUCUGGAUAUCAGGCUACAUGGUGGCAUCAAUACCCUCAGCCGUGAUUUUAUUUAUUUUUUUAACAGAGGUGAGUAAAUUAGCAAAAGCUUUUGUUAACACUAAUCUUGUGUAAUAAAAAUAACAUGCACCUGUAUGUAAAACUAAUGUAGAGUUUAUAUAUGCUGUUACAUAAUUGUAUUAAGUACCCCCUGAAAUUGUUGAGUAAAAGUGUUGAUGGUG
Molecule: messenger RNA, 1491 nt
Organism: Acipenser ruthenus (sterlet)
Lineage: Eukaryota; Metazoa; Chordata; Actinopteri; Acipenseriformes; Acipenseridae
Product: peptidyl-prolyl cis-trans isomerase C-like
Exons: 5
Coding region: 104-730 (208 amino acids)
Biological process (GO): protein peptidyl-prolyl isomerization; protein folding
Cellular component (GO): intracellular membrane-bounded organelle
Molecular function (GO): peptidyl-prolyl cis-trans isomerase activity
Source: RefSeq, a predicted model, not a curated record